Molecule: messenger RNA, 4121 nt
Organism: Artibeus jamaicensis (Jamaican fruit-eating bat)
Lineage: Eukaryota; Metazoa; Chordata; Mammalia; Chiroptera; Phyllostomidae
Gene: HDAC6
Product: histone deacetylase 6
Exons: 29
Coding region: 126-3758 (1210 amino acids)
Biological process (GO): chromatin organization
Cellular component (GO): histone deacetylase complex
Molecular function (GO): zinc ion binding; histone deacetylase activity
Source: RefSeq, a predicted model, not a curated record
AAAUAUCCGGGAGAUUGGGUGGAAAGGGCAAGUCUGUGAAGAGAUGGGGUCUGGUGGAGGCUGAGAGGAAUGAAAGGAUCUAGGAAUGAGUCCUGAACCGCGUCAGGGGUGAAGUCUCCCCGACCAUGACCUCCACCGGCCAGGACUCCACCACAACCAAGCAGCGAAGAAGUAGGCAGAACCCCCAAUCGCCCCCGCUUGACUCCAACAUCAUCUCGAAGCCAGGUGUUAAGGGUGCCGGACUCCGCUCCAGCCCCAAACUAGCGGAGGUAAAGAAGAAAGGCAGAAUGAAGAAACUCAGCCAAGCACCAGAGCAAGACCUAAUUGUGGGGCUUCAAGGGCUGGAUCUGAAUCUUGAGGCCAAGACACUGCCUGGUACUGGCUUGGUGUUCGAUGAGCAGCUAAAUGAUUUCCACUGCCUCUGGGAUGACAGCUUCCCUGAAGGCCCAGAACGGCUCCAUGCCAUCAAGGAGCAGCUAAUCCGGGAGGGCCUCCUGGACCGCUGUGUGUCCUUUCAGGCCCGAUUUGCUGAAAAGGAGGAGCUGAUGUUGGUUCACAGCCUAGAAUACAUUGAUCUGAUGGAGACGACCCAGGACAUGAGUGAGGGAGAACUCCGCGUCCUAGCGGACACCUAUGACUCAGUUUAUUUGCAUCCGAACUCAUACACCUGUGCCUGCCUGGCUUCAGGCUCUGUCCUCAGGCUGGUGGAUGCGGUCCUGGGGGCCGAGAUCCGGAAUGGCAUGGCCAUCAUCAGACCUCCUGGACACCAUGCCCAGCACAGUCUUAUGGAUGGAUAUUGCAUGUUCAACCAUGUGGCCGUGGCUGCUCGCUACGCUCAAGUGAAGCACCGCAUUCAGAGAGUCCUUAUUGUGGAUUGGGAUGUGCACCAUGGUCAAGGAACACAGUUCACUUUUGACCAGGACCCCAGUGUACUCUAUUUUUCCAUCCAUCGCUAUGAGCAGGGUCGGUUCUGGCCCCACCUGAAGGCCUCUAAUUGGUCCACCAUAGGUUUUGGCCAAGGCCAGGGAUAUACCAUCAAUGUGCCUUGGAACCAGGUGGGGAUGCGAGAUGCCGACUAUAUUGCUGCUUUCCUGCGAGUCCUGCUGCCCGUCGCCCUUGAGUUCCAGCCCCAGCUGGUCCUGGUGGCCGCUGGAUUUGAUGCCCUCCAAGGAGACCCCAAGGGUGAGAUGGCUGCCACUCCAGCAGGGUUUGCCCAGCUAACCCACCUGCUCAUGGGUCUGGCAGGAGGCAGGCUGAUCCUGUCUCUGGAGGGUGGCUACAACCUUCGCUCCCUGGCUGAGGGCGUCAGCGCCUCACUCCACACUCUUCUGGGUGACCCUUGCCCCAUGCUGGAGUCCCCUGGUGCCCCCUGUGCAAGUGCCCUGUCAUCAUUGUCCUGUACUCUGGAAGCCCUGGAGCCCUUCUGGGAGACGCUUAUGAGAUCAGAUGGCACCCUGGAGGGGGACCAUGCGGAGGGGUCCAGCGUGGAGGAGGAAGAGGAAGGACCAUGGCCACCCCAAGCUCUCCCAAUUCUGAUGUGGCCGGUGUUGCAGGCUCGCACAGGGCUGGUCUAUGACCAGCGAAUGAUGGAUCACUAUAACUUGUGGGACAACCACCACCCCGAGAUGCCCCAGCGUGUCUCCCGGAUCAUGUGUCGUCUGGAGGAGCUGGGCCUUGCCGGGCGCUGUCUCAUCCUGCCUGCACGCCCUGCCACAGACGCUGAGCUGCUCACCUGCCACAGUGCUGAGUAUGUGGGCCGUGUACGGGCCACAGAGAAAAUGAAAACCCGUGAGCUGCACCGCGAGAGCUCCAACUUUGAGUCCAUCUACAUCUGUCCCAGCACCUUUGCCUGCGCACAGCUGGCCACUGGUGCCGCAUGCUGUCUUGUGGAGGCUGUGCUGGCGGGAGAGGUUUUGAAUGGUGUUGCUGUGGUGCGUCCUCCCGGCCACCACGCAGAGCAGGAUGCUGCUUGUGGUUUCUGCUUUUUCAACUCUGUGGCUGUGGCUGCUCGCCAUGCCCAGGCCAUCAGUGGGCACGCACUGCGGGUCCUGAUUGUGGACUGGGAUGUGCAUCACGGUAACGGAACUCAGCACAUAUUUGAGGAGGACCCCAGCGUGCUCUACAUUUCCCUGCACCGCUAUGAUCAUGGCACCUUCUUUCCCAUGGGGGAUAAGGGCGCCAGCAGCCAGGUGGGCCGGUCUGCGGGCACGGGCUUUACCGUCAAUGUGGCAUGGAAUGGGCCUCGCGUGGGUGACUCCGAGUACCUGGCUGCUUGGCAUCGUCUGGUGCUCCCCAUUGCCUAUGAGUUUAACCCGGAACUGGUAUUGGUCUCGGCUGGCUUUGAUGCCGCAUGGAGAGACCCGCUGGGGGGCUGCCAGCUGUCACCUGAGGGCUAUGCCCACCUCACCCACCUGCUGAUGGGCCUUGCCGGUGGCCGCAUUAUCCUAAUCCUAGAGGGUGGCUAUAACCUGACAUCCAUUUCGGACUCCAUGGCUGCCUGUACUCGCACCCUCCUUGGGGACCCGCCACCCCUGCUGACCCUGUCACGGCCCCCACUAUCAGGGGCCCUGGCCUCUAUCACUGAGACCAUCCAAGUCCAUCGCAGAUACUGGCGCAGCUUGCGGGCCACAAAGGUCGAAGACAAGGAAGGACCCUUCAGUUCUACAUCAGCCACCGAGGAAGCAAUCCAAGCAGCCAAUCCUGGAUCAACGGAGAGGCUGACUGCGCCAGAAGGGUCCGAUCUAGAUGCAGGCACGGGGAAGGCUACCCCAGCACCCUCUGUGCAAGAGUCCACUCCAGCCCAGACUAACCCAGAGACAGUUGUGGCACAGCUCACUAAGGACCAGUCUCCAGAGGCAGCCACAGGGGGAGCCACGCUGGACCAGACCACCUCAGAGGCAGCCACACCAGACCAGACUACCUCAGAGGCAGCCACACCAGACCAGACCACCUCAGAGGCAGCCACACCAGACCAGACCACCUCAGAGGCAGCCACACCAGACCAGACCACCUCAGAGGCAGCCAGACCAGACCAGACCACCUCAGAGGCAGCCACACCAGACCAGACCACCUCAGAGGCAGCCACACCAGACCAGACUACCUCAGAGGCAGCCUCAGGGGGAGCCACGCUGGACCAGACCACCUCACAGAAGCCUGUGGGAGGAGCUGAGCUGAUUCAAACCACUGAAGCCUCACGUGCUGACAACCAGACUCCUCCAACCUCACCUGUGCAAGGAGCCACACCCCAGAUAUCCUACAGUCCGCCGGUUGGGAAUCUCAGGACCUCGGAACUAGGCAACAAGGCUCAGGAGGCCCCAGAGCCCCAGGCUGCAGAAGAAGAGAGGCCGCUAGGAGAGACAGCUGGAGGUCAGGACAUAGAUGAUUCAGUGCAGGCCGUUGGGGACACUGACCAGGCUACAUUUUAUGCUGUGACACCACUGCUCUGGUGUCCCCAUUUGGUGGCAGUAUGCCCCAUACCUGAAGGAGGCCUGGAUGUGACCCAACCUUGUCAGGAGUGUGGAACACUCCAGGAGAACUGGGCAUGUCUGUCUUGCUACGAGGUCUACUGCAGCCGUUACGUCAAUGCCCAUAUGCUCCAGCACCAUGAAAGGUCAGGACACCCGCUGGUCCUCAGCUAUGUUGACCUGUCUGCCUGGUGUUACGAAUGUCAGGCCUAUGUUCACCACCAGGCUCUCCUGGAUGUGAAGAACAUCGCCCACCAGAACAAGUUUGGGGAAGACAUGCCCCACUCACACUAACUCCUAGAACAUGCUCCUCUUCACCUUCCGAGGCCCAAGAUAGACCAGCCUUAGUUCAUUCCCACCUGUUCCUUGGAUGAGGGGCAGCUUCAGUCCAUCCCCCCUGAAAACUCUUUAUAACUCCCCAAGGGUGCUGAUUUAAGUUUAAAUACCUGUCCGAGGACAAUGUUGAUGAAUUGUAGCUCUCCCCCUGCCCACUGCUUGCUCCAGGGAAUCUAUCUCCUCUGCCCCAAAAAGAAAGGAGACAGCUCAGUGGCCCCAAGAGGGGACUCAAGAUGACACUUUGGAGGGGGGAGGAACCAACUGGCAGGUGUGGUGGGGUUGCAUAUGUAAUACUGCAUAUGUAAUAAAGUACAAACUGUU